Messenger RNA from Brenthis ino (lesser marbled fritillary), 414 nucleotides. The record is from the annotation of a GenBank genome assembly. NCBI's taxonomy places the organism in Eukaryota, Metazoa, Arthropoda, Insecta, Lepidoptera, Nymphalidae.
AUGAUCUACGAAAUGGUCAUUGAUGUGUCCUUACAAGAAGGAUAUGUUAAAAUAUUCAGCUUUAAAUAUGUUCACUAUUCUUUCAAUUACUGGGCGGGUUGUGUCGAUGGAAUCUGGUCGGGAUUCUGCUUGUUGAGAAGAAAUGUAUGUAAAAUGUAUGUAACAGCCAUUUGCCACAAUUGCAACAUAUUACAUACAGACACUUUACUGUAUCAAGCAAUCACAGAGCAGUCUCAAGCAUUGAUGGAGCAAUCUCAAGCUAUAUCUAUCUCAUAUUAUAAUGAAUGUGAAGAUAUUAAUACAAAAAAAGAUUUUGGUGUACCCGCGUGUAUCUCGCACUGCCAUGCACUAGCCAGUUCGCCACCAGCAGCAACAACAAAGAAUAAUAUUUCAAAUAUUCACAUUAACACGCAA